Vollenhovia emeryi is the source of this 1715-nucleotide messenger RNA. RefSeq lists its product as uncharacterized. Bases 265 to 1494 code for a protein of 409 amino acids. The transcript is spliced from 2 exons. Lineage: Eukaryota; Metazoa; Arthropoda; Insecta; Hymenoptera; Formicidae. The record is from RefSeq and is a predicted model, not a curated record.
UCAGGCCUCAGAGUUAGUGGAGGAGGAGGAGGAGGUGGUGGCGGUGGCAAUGGUAGCAGCAGACGUAAAUGAAAUGAUUGUUCGCCCGGUAUGGGUCACGUUGGAGAGAGAGAGAGAGAGAGAUAGAGAGAGACGCGCUUCUUUCACACGUAAUAUAUCUCGACCAGUUCAGUAUUGGUCCGACACGAAACGUGACAGCUGAUUGACGUAGGCGCGAAUCUUUUCCGUACGCUGUCCGCGACCUGUGCGACAACCUGGACAACCAUGAGCAAGGAACAGCAGGCGCUGAAGACGAUCGAGCUGCGUGAACUGCAACCGAUACUCAGCCGCACAUUCGGCGAUCGGCUGAUCGUGGUCCGUUUUACAAGCGAGAGCCUGUUGCAGCCGGGCGAGAAUUAUGGCAGCACCAUUUUACGCGUUGACGCCGUAAUCAAGCGCAACAAUGAGGCGAAGGAGGAAGACCUUCAUCUCAUCGCGAAGAUGCCACCGCCGACGGAAUUCCAACGGGAAAUGUUCGACAGUCCGUUCACGUUCAGGAAGGAGAUCUUCAUGUAUGAGAAAAUUGUGCCUUACUAUCAAGAACUGGAGAGAGAGAUGGGUCUGAAAGAGGACGAGGUGUUCGACAUAUUGCCACGAUAUUAUCAGUCCCGAUUGUCGCUGAGUCCAGAUGUCGAUUUCGACGAUAACGCCGUUAUUUUAAUGGAGAACUUGAGGUCGCGCGGUUAUUACAUUGGCGACAGAACUAAAGGAUGCGAUCUUGAGCACUCGAGGGUCGCGAUACGGGCGAUGGCGAGAUUUCAUGCGUUAGGGAUGGCGACCAAGUACAAACGACCGGAACACUUCGAAGUGUUGAAAGAACGCAGCAAGUGCCUGGAGAUGAAGACGGAGAAGUUCGAGCACUUCCAACAAGACAUGCUGGCGACGAUAAAGGAGGAUCCGCAGUUGAACACUUACGCCGAUCGCUGCGAAGCCGCCAUAAGCGAAUCGUUCGGUCGUGGUAUGUGGAAUCUAACGCCCGACGAGCCGUGGUCCACUAUCAUUCACGCGGACUUCUGGGUGAACAACAUCAUGUUCCAUCGCGACGAGGACGGCCGGGUGGACGACAUCAAGUUCGUGGAUUUUCAGAAUUAUCUGUUCCUCAAUCCGCUGCGCGAGAUGGUCUUCUUCCUGUUUUCCAGCACGGCGGUGAGCGAGGACUGCUUGGAGGAACUCAUAGACCUCUACCACGAGACAUUCCUGGCCGUGCUGGAUCGAAUGGGCUGCGACACCGAGCCAUUCACCAGGGAGAAGUUUGACGCCAAGCUGUUCAUCGACGCCAAGCUCGAGACGAUGCAUUUAUUCUUCAUGCUCAAGAUACUCACGCUGAACGUACAGGAAACCGAGUUGAAGUACGAUCAAAUGGAGAACUUUAUGUUGACCUACCAGGGCAACAAAGCGUUCAUCCUACGGCUGCGCAAAGUCAUAUUUUACUUCGCUAAGCGCGAGUGGAUCUAGACAAUAAUAGAAGAAGAAAGAAAACAUCCUGGAAUGGUCAUAAAUUCAUUGUCACGCUCGCGAUAUUGCGGCGCAAUUGAUUACAUAUACAUAUAUAAGUACGUUGUAUAUUGUUUUACUUUAUCUUCUACGUAUUGUAAAACGACAGAAGGACAGGCCAGUUGCGGAGGAAAUGAACGUACAAUUUGCAAUGUGAUAAAUAUAAAAUAUACGUAUAUAUA